This is a messenger RNA of Pelodiscus sinensis (Chinese soft-shelled turtle), 2437 nucleotides long. Lineage: Eukaryota; Metazoa; Chordata; Testudines; Trionychidae. The record is from RefSeq and is a predicted model, not a curated record.
GGGCCCCAGGACUACUCAUUGUUAUUAUUUGAAAAUGCUGAUUUCAGAUGCAUUGGCUGUACAUCACUCUGUGGAGCUCCUCAUGAGAGGAUCUCAUAGCAUAUUACAGGCCCACUCCACAUUCUGUUGAUGUAGACUGCAAAAGUACAGACUCCAGUGGGACCCGAAGAUCUGGCGCUGGUCCUGUGCCUUUCAUCUGGCUUUCCUGAGGUCACAUACGCAGCCAGCUAGGAACCUGGAAAACAGGACUUCUGAUUCCAGCCUCCUGCUCUGAGCACUGCACAUCACAGACUCAUUUGUUCUGUGUUCGUACAACGCCUAGCACAAAGAUAUCCUUGCUGGCAGGCAAGCAUGAAGCUCCAGAAAUAGGGGUCGUACUUCUGCUAACUCUGAGAGUCUGAUUUUUGAAAUGCAUGGACAUGCAUGGCUGGAACAUGGGUUAUGGAGAUUUCCACUUUUGCAGCAUGGCUAGUACAGCCAUGUUUUAACAGCCUUUCUUACUCGCAGGUAUCCAUGAAGGAGGUUGGAGACGGGCUGCAUGAACAGAUGAACUGCAUGAUGGGCGCCCUGCAAGAGUUGAAACUCCUCCAGGUCCAGACAGCUUUGGAGCAGCUGGAUAUUUCAGAGCCUCGAAACAAGGUUCCAGGCAUUGGCCAGCACCACUGCUGUCGAAAUGGCCGAGAGACGCCCAGAGCCAGCAGGCAGAAUGAGAGGUUGCUGGGAAGGAGAUCUUUGGAAGAUCGCGGCCCUACGGCAUUUGCAUGCUCCACCCCGGUGCCACAAUCUGCCGGCCUGUUUGGCCCUGUUACUUUAGCAGAGAGCAGCCACUGUAGACAUGUGGCUUAUAGCAGAGACUAUUAUCCAUCUUCUUCAGCCCUGACCACAGCAGAGUUCUGCCCGCUAGGGAAAUUCGAGUCAGCUAGUUUGGGCACAGCUGGGAACCAGCUUCAUAGAGACACGACCAGCACCCCUCAGACUUUGGCUGAGAGUAGAUUGGGAUGCAAAGGAUGCCAGGGUUCUGAUGAGGCCAACGACUGGACUUCCUCGCUAAUGUCUCAGAGUCGGAACCGGCAGCCUCUGGUCUUAGGGGACAACAUCUUUGCAGAUUUGGUUGGGAACUGGCUGGAUCUGCCGGAGCUGGAUAAAAAGGGGGAGAAGAGUGAGACGUCCCUGUCCAUCAGCCGGUCUCAGGAGUUCUACAGGAAGUUUUCCCUCACGGCCAACAUCUUCAAAAAGUUCUUGAGGAGCGUCCGGCCGGACCGAGAUAGACUCCUCAAGGAAAAACCAGGCUGGCUCCCAGCGGAAGACAGAGGGACUGAGAUUUCAAAGAGAUCCAAAAAGGUCAGCAAACAGAAGGGGACGUUUUACUUCCCCCUCCAUGGGAACCUGCAGAAUGCUCACAGCAAAAUGGAGAGGUGCCCAAAGGCAGAAGCUAGUAGUGACAAAUCCAAGCAUUGUGCCAAGAAGUUCCAUAGCACCGCAGACCACACCCCGUCCAGCUUCGACAUUAACACAGCUGUAUGGGUCUAAGUUCUUAUAAUCCUCUCCUCUGCCCAAUGGUUCUGCUUCACGCCGAAUACAAGCUGGAGCGCAUAUAUGCCUGUACCGUAUAUACCCUAAAGGCCUUCCCUGCACUGGGGCAUGAGAAACAGUGUAUUCUGUAGUAGAGCAAGCUGGGUGCAUCCUCCCCUCAAGCCUCUAAGAAACCUACAUCGUCUGGGGCAGCAGCUGAAUCAGGCCUGUUUGCGGAAGCUUUCCAGACCCGGCGCUUAGGAGAAUGACCAGAUUUCUCCACUGCUUUCAGGGCUUGUUGCACCUUGGCUAUCCAGCCCCUUCACUGUGGGAACCUCUCUGGUCACAGGGACUUCAUGUUUGCCAAAGCCAUUCAGCUCAUCUCUGGUUAUGACCGCUGCAGUAUAACACGUUCAAUGUGCGUGUGUUCUGUAUAUAUUUUUAAGUCUGCUCUCCCUUGUGUGCACUUAAUACUGGCUUAUAAACCAGGCAACUUGAACUUUGAUCUCAAAGCACGUGAUAUUUAAAUUGAAAAAAAUAAGGCAUGAAUUUAUACGAGAACCAUUGCUGAAUGCAGAUGUUGUGUCCUCACCAUCCCAUUGCGUUUCAGCUUUCCUUUUUCGGAAGUGGUAUCUUCAGCGUGUUCUUUGCCUGUCCUUUCCAGCCUGUUUAACUUCUAGGCUAAGUCACAGGCCCAUCCAUGGAAUUUUGCAAUGUCCCAAAAUUCUUCACAAAUUUAGUGUUACCCGUUAUGGCCUUAAACCCAGAUGCCACACUGACGUGUGAAGUUGCAGCUAACUUUGUGUUGGAUUGUUCGGGGGGGAGGGGGUUGUGUAUUUGUUGUUAUGUACAGAUUUAGUUUUGAAAAGGAGAGUUCUUCAGUGUUCCACUCUCCAAGAGUUACUAAUAAAGCGAUGUCACAGUC